Cuscuta campestris is the source of this 831-nucleotide messenger RNA. Lineage: Eukaryota; Viridiplantae; Streptophyta; Magnoliopsida; Solanales; Convolvulaceae. The record is from the annotation of a GenBank genome assembly.
CAAUUUAUGAAAGCAAAGUAUUGCCAGAGAGUGCAUCCAGUGGCUAAGACUUGGCAACAUGGGGAUUCUCAUAUCUGGAAGAGAAUGGUGCAGAUUAGACCUUUGAUUGAACCACAAAUCCUUUGGAAAAUUUAUGAUGGGUCUUUAAGCUUUUGGUGGGAUAAUUGGACUGGCCUUGGGUCACUUGCUGUGAUCACCAAUCAAGCACAGGGGAAAUAUUGGCUCGUUCCUUUGAAAAACUUUGUGAACAAGGCAUUGGACCUGGCUCAGCUUCAACAACUUAUGGACCCAGGUUUCUUUAUACAUUUCCAAGUGGACUUGUCUUUGUUUGGUUCUCCAUUUCCUGAUAAAGCCAUAUGGCAACCUAAAGCUACUGGAGAGUUUUCCUUGAAAGCAGUUAAACAAUUCUUAAGGCCCAGUGGUCAAACUGACAUAUAUUUACAAAAUUAUUGGCAUAAGCAUAUCCCUUUCAAGGUUUCCUUCCUUUGUUGGAGGGUUCAUCUUAGAAAGCUGCCAUUGGAUACUAUUCUAUACAGGUUUGGUCAUUCUUUCCCUUCUAAAUGCUACUGUUGUACUAAACCUGAUAGAGAAUCAACUGAACAUGUGUUUGCCCAAGGAGAUGUGGCUAGAGCUGUCUGGAAUUAUUUUUGUGACCUGUUUGGUAUGGACCAUGGCUGUACCACUAUCAAACAAUAUCUUGACAUUUGGUGGGGGUCCCGUAUUCAUUCUAAGAAGCCCACAGUUAGACAAUUAUUGAAACAGUGUAUACCUGCCUUUAUUGUUUGGGAAUUAUGGGUUCAUUAUGCUUCGCUCAAAUUUGGGGAGAAACAG